Cannabis sativa is the source of this 617-nucleotide messenger RNA. RefSeq lists its product as uncharacterized. The record is from RefSeq and is a predicted model, not a curated record. NCBI's taxonomy places the organism in Eukaryota, Viridiplantae, Streptophyta, Magnoliopsida, Rosales, Cannabaceae. The transcript is spliced from 2 exons. Bases 106 to 456 code for a protein of 116 amino acids.
AAUUUUUCACAUGGUAAAAAUGUAAAUGUUGUUGGUGGCCCUUAUAUAAAUUUAUACAAAUCUAAAUCAAGUAUAUCACCUCUUACUUUUUACUAAACAAUAUCAAUGGCUUUCAACAAGACUCUCCUAGCGUUGCUACUAUUGGCACUUGUGGCUGCAACAACUCAUGCUCGUGUGGACUUUCUGGGGCUGUUUGAUAAUAGGCCUUGCCCACCACCUGGACCGACGAAAUGUUUAAGCUGUGAAUGCGACGAAGAAGCUGGGAAGUGUUAUCGUAGUGAUACGAGACAAGGAAAGUGUCCAUCGAACUGCAGUGGUGGUUGUGCCUGUGAUCGGUCUCUGUGCCCCCGUUGUUGGUGCUCCUAUGAGGUCAAGGGAUGCCCAAAAAUCUGCCCCACCACUACCACCACCGCCCAAGCUAAGUUUGAGGAUCUUCUGUCUCUCAAGACAGAUUAAGUGUAAUCAUAGUUAAUCUAGCUAUGUAUCCAACCAAGGCUUAUACUAUGUUUGCUUCAAUCACUUUGUAUGUUGAGGCUCUCUCUAUGUAUAAUGAAAAUGUGUAAGCUUUUUUGUUAAAUAAAAUGUAAGAGGAGUUAAUGGAGAUUUUGAUGGUGAAA